GUGUUUCAAUUAUGGCGGCGGUGUGAAGCACGUAAGUUUUCAUUUUCCGUGUAAGCCAAUCUGAACUUUCCGAGAACAUUGCCGAAGGAAUUGCGCCUCCGUCACCAUGUCGAAGCUAAUUGGCAUGGAUAAGCUGCGAAACCUCCUGAAGUCCAUAAAGCAUGCUGGGGGACUCCGAGCAGCUGCGUAUCGGUUGUAUCGCUUCAAUGAUCUGAGAUGGGGACAAUAUGUUGGUGAAGACAAGUAUGGCAACAAAUACUAUGAGAACAAGUUCUUUUUUAUGGGUCGAAGCAGAUGGGUAGAAUAUCCCCCAAAUGUUGGGACUGACUAUGAUGCCAGCAUGGUGCCUGCAGAAUGGUAUGGCUGGCUUCAUUACAAGACUGAUAACCUACCAACAAAGGUUCCUCCAGUGAAGUACCCAUGGAUGCUUGAGCAUUCACCCAAUACCUCUGGAAGCAACCAGGCGUACUUCCCCUACAGCACAACAAGGCAGAAAAUUGAGCCCUGGCUUCCUCCUCAUCUUAGAUCCCAAUCUGGGCAAGCUUAGUGUUUUUUCUGUGAUGUAUUUCCUCAUGCAUUGAAUGAUAGGAUAGUCGACUUACCCCUCAAAUAAACCAUUUAUUCCAAAAAUA
Molecule: messenger RNA, 632 nt
Organism: Darwinula stevensoni
Lineage: Eukaryota; Metazoa; Arthropoda; Ostracoda; Podocopida; Darwinulidae
Source: the annotation of a GenBank genome assembly